Molecule: messenger RNA, 1234 nt
Organism: Paramecium sonneborni
Lineage: Eukaryota; Ciliophora; Oligohymenophorea; Peniculida; Parameciidae
Source: the annotation of a GenBank genome assembly
AUGUAAAAUACUGAAAUUAUUUAGAUUAAAGUAUUUCUUGCAAACAAAGCUUUAAAAUGGAAAUCACUAAAUUUAUUUAGUCAAGUCAACUCCAAAUUUAAAUAAACAUCUUUUCAACACUUCAGUUAAAAUCUUAUUUAAUACAAGGAUAGUAGCAAAAAUGAUUAAAAGAAUUAAAAUUCGUAGGAAUGCUUUUUCCAUUUAAGAAGAAUUGGUAUAAUAUUGAANAAAAUUAGAAAAAUAAGAUGAAGAAGGUUUAUAAAAUUAAUUAAAACAAACUUUUGAAAAGCAUGUUAGUGUUAGACAUUUUAGAUAAUCCAUAACUUAAGAGAUAGAGUAAGUUCUAUUAAGUAGAUUUGAAAAUGAUAAUACUUCUGUUGAUUUUAAUGAGGAUAAAUUAUAUAAUAGAGAUAUGAAACUUACUUUAGAUGUUAUUGAAACAUUUUAUGAAUAAUUUAAAGGAGUUAAAUUUGAUUAAAAGAAAUACAUUCAUUUAAUUUAUCAUGUCAUUAAAACCCCUGAAAAAGAUGUCUUUACAACUAAAGUAAAUUACUAAAAUAUCAAAGAUAUAUAAAAAGAAUUGUUAUAAUAAAAUAAAGGAGACUUAACAAAAGGAACUUAAGCCACUAAAAAUGCUUUAGAAAAAGAGUAUACAGUAUGGUUCAUUUAAAAUCAUAUGAUGGUUAAACCUUUAACUUAUGAGUAAUUACAAUAAGAGUGUUAAGAAAAAGGAAUUGAUGUAAAUACUAUUGCAUAUAAUGUUAAAUCUGGUUUGAGUAGUAAUUGUUGUAUGGCAAAAUAAUGUCCAUUUUAUUUAAUAGUGAAUGGAUUGGAUUAUAAAAAACAUAUUUAAACUUGGGGAAGAAAAGUUCCAUAAGGAUUUCAUUAAUAUGUAAGAUAAGAGAUUUUGAAAGGUCAAAAUCUUGAAUAAAUUAUUUAAUCAGCUUCUUAAAAAUGGAAGAAAUUCCCAAAAUUAUAUUUAGGAAAUGAAGAUGUGGUUCAUUAAUACAUAAAAAUGAUUUCAGAAUAAUUACCUUAAGAAUAUUAAAUAAAGAAUUUACCAAAUCAACAGCUUCUUCACCAUUAAGUUAAAUUAACUUUCCCUAAAAAACAAAAGGUUUAGAAAUAUGGUAAUAAAAGAGGUCAACAAAGAGGUGGUAGAGGAAGAGGUGGAUAACGAGGUAGAGGAGGUAAUAGAGGUAGAGGAGGAAGAGGUUAAAAAAGAGGACCUUGA